Messenger RNA from Trichophyton rubrum CBS 118892, 1050 nucleotides. RefSeq lists its product as uncharacterized. Gene Ontology annotation, molecular function: adenosine kinase activity. Bases 1 to 1050 code for a protein of 349 amino acids. Gene Ontology annotation, cellular component: cytosol; nucleus. Gene Ontology annotation, biological process: purine ribonucleoside salvage. The record is from RefSeq and is a predicted model, not a curated record. The transcript is spliced from 7 exons. NCBI's taxonomy places the organism in Eukaryota, Fungi, Ascomycota, Eurotiomycetes, Onygenales, Arthrodermataceae.
AUGGCUGAUGCUCAGGGUUACGCGCUUCUCUGCCUCGAGAACCCCCUCUUGGAUAUCCAGGGAGAGGGAGACCAAUCGACUCUCGAUAAGUAUGAGGUCAAGGCAAACGAUGCCAUUCUCGCCGAGGAGAAGCAUAUGGGCCUUUAUGAGGACUUGAUGCAGAACCACAACGCAAAGCUCAUCCCUGGAGGAGCUGCUCAGAACACUGCUCGUGGAGCUCAGUAUAUUCUCCCAGAGAACUCUGUCCUCUACAUCGGCUGCGUUGGCAAGGACAAGUAUGCCGAUAUCCUCCGAGAGUCCUGUGCAAAGGCCGGUCUCCGAGUUGAAUACCGUGUGGAUGAUGUUCAGCCCACCGGUCGAUGUGGUGUCAUCAUCACUGGCCACAACAGAUGUUUGGUUACCCAUUUGGCUGCUGCCAAUGAGUACAAGCUUGAUCACCUCAAGCAGCCACAGGUCUGGGACCUCGUUGAGAAGGCUCAGGUCUACUUCGUUGGUGGCUACCAUUUGACCGUCUGUGUCCCAGCUAUUCUCGCCCUUGCUGAGGAGGCUGCUUCCAAGAACAAGACCUUCAUGCUCUCCCUUUCCGCUCCAUUCAUCCCAGCCUUUUUCAAGGAUCAGCUCGCUCAGGUCCUCCCAUACACCGACUUCAUCGUUGGAAACGAGGCUGAGGCCCUCGCCUUCGCUAAGUCCCAGGAAUGGGACACUGAGGACCUUUGUGAAAUCGCCAAAAAGAUGGCCAAGCUUCCAAAGACCAACAGCAAGCGUGCUAGAACUGUCAUUGUCACUCACGGAACCGAGCCAACUAUCUCUGCGGUCUCCAAUGCUGCUGGUGAAGUCACCGUUACCCAGACCCCUAUCCGCAAGAUUCUCAAGGAGGAAAUCUGCGACACUAACGGAGCCGGUGAUGCAUUCGCUGGCGGAUUCUGUGCCGGUGUCGUUCAAGGAAAGUCUGUUCCAGAGUGUGUUGAGAUGGGACACUGGCUCGCCAACUUGAGCAUCCGGGAAUUAGGCCCAUCUUACCCGUUCCCAAAGCAAACCUUCACCCAAUAG